This is a messenger RNA of Racocetra persica, 499 nucleotides long. The record is from the annotation of a GenBank genome assembly. Lineage: Eukaryota; Fungi; Glomeromycota; Glomeromycetes; Diversisporales; Gigasporaceae.
GGAAACGAUCGUGAUAACUCAUCAUGUGACAUAAAAACCGUUUCCCAGGGAAACGAUCGUGAUAAUAUUGAAAGUAGCGUAGAUAUUGCUUCCCAAAUAAGCAAUCAGCAAAAAACUAUUCCGAAUACUUCUUUACCGGCAGAAGAUCUUGACGAUUCUGAUGAAAUUGAGCUCACUAAAAAUCAAAAUAUAGAACUAGAUUUAAUCCAAGAUUUACAGAAUUGUAUACUUAUUGCUUCACCUGAUUCCAUAGAAAUACCUUCCAAAGACAUCGUGGAUAAUGAAAAGCCAUUCUCUAAAAUUACAACACAAAGCUUAAUCCAUUUAUUUAUGAAAGCAAUAAGAUCUGGGCAUCAAGAAAUUUUAUCCUGGAUUUGCUAUUCAGACAAUUUUGAGAAUAAAGUUAUUGAAAUUCGACACAAAAGAGGAGUUAACGAUAAAACUGCAAGAACCCAGAUAUACAAAGAAAUGUUAGAACAUUUACCGGGCGUUACAUCGG